UUUGGGUUUAAAACAUGAAAAGACAAGUUUUCCAUUAACAUGAAAUAUAUUUUCAAUAUAAAUUUCCCUCUAGAUGUACAAAUAUGAUAUAACAAUUCACCACUAAUAGGCAGUUAGUUCGUUUUUAUUUCUUAGUGGAUGUGUAGGAAAAAAGUGUUGUUCGGCUCAAAAAAAUUCAGUAAAAAUAUUUUAAAUUUCUCCUUAUAUCUACAGUUUUGUGAUUCAUCAAAGACUCAUGGUUAGCAGUAAGAUGUUGUCUCGUAUGCUGAAGGAUCACCAGGUGAAACAGCACGCAAGGAAGGAAGUCCAAGAGAAAAGAAGAAAAGAAGCAAUAGCUGCAGCCAACACUUUGACACACACGCUUGUAGAUCAUCUCAAUGCUGGGGUGGCACAGGCAUAUGUGAACCAGAAGAAGCUUGACACAGAGACAAAAAUAUUACAAGCAAAUGCAGCUCAUUUUGAAAAACAGACUUUACAAUGGUUGAAACUUGUAGAGGACUUCAAUACAUCAUUAAAGGAGAUAGGUGAUGUUGAGAACUGGGCCAGGAGCAUAGAGACAGACAUGAGAACCAUCUCAAGUGCACUAGAAUAUGCUUAUAAAGAAGAGCAACAAGAAACUUAACUCUUAAAUGCUGAUGAAGGAAGGACAUUUACUCAGAGGACAUUGAAUUUUAGAAACAGUAAAUUGGUUAUCAACAGCAAAUUUACAAAAGAAAAAAAAUCACAUAUUUACUAUCUACAUUCUAUCCAAUCAUGAAUACCACCCAAAGUGCACAACUGGCCCUCGGUUGCUAAUGAGAUUCUUGGGGCUGUGUAACAGAAAUUUAGAGUCAAUUACAAUUUGUUGAAAUAGGCCUUCGUGGCCUUAUCAUAAUCAUUCAAUAAAACUGACCAUAUGGAACAGGUUUCAAAACUACAUUAAUAGAGUACAAGGUAGACUAAAGAUCUGGGAAAUAGGUAAAAGAAUGUUAUGGUCGGUUGAGUCAGUCGUAAUAAUCAAAGAAAAAUGUCCCGUGAUGUUCAGGUGACAUUUAAUUUUGUAUUAAAUUAUUACAAGGAAUAUUGAAUACAUGUAGUUUCGACUCUUAAUCCUGAGUUGGACAUUUUGUCACUAUGCAAUCUUGUAUAUCUAAAUUAAGAUGUCGGUUUAAUGUGGAAAUAGUGCAAUAUCAUUUCAUUGUGUAAAAUUGUAAAUAUUAACUAUACAUGUACUGUUAUACAGUGUUAUUAAUGUACUCUACAAUUAGUUACGA
Messenger RNA from Owenia fusiformis, 1253 nucleotides. The record is from the annotation of a GenBank genome assembly. Lineage: Eukaryota; Metazoa; Annelida; Polychaeta; Sabellida; Oweniidae.